GUGUAGUUGACGUAGAUUUGUGAACUGCUGUGUGUGUGUUGACACUUUGGUUCCCGAUGGUCCUGAAACCCCAAGCAUGUGAUCAAUCAAAUGGCGCUCAGUUUCCAAAAACUGUUUGCUGCAGAAUCAGAAGACUUUGAUGAUGAGGAUUUUCUUUCUCUCUUGGAGCUUCCUGAGACCAAUGUCCUUCACCCUCUGAAAGCAAAUUUCCGGCAUCUCAGGCCUAUCUCUCAUAAUCCUGUUGGUGGCACAUCCCAUUCCAACUCAUUUUCUGGUCAAAAACAGCAGAUAACGUCUGCCCUAGAUACACUAAAACCUGAUAGAAAUCAGAACCUAUCGAACUUUAACCAUGAUGUGGAUGAUGAUGAACUACUGUCUAUAUGCAAUGAGCUUGAGGAAGAAAAGUCAGAUGAACACUGUAAACAGAAUGCUAGAGGGUUGGCUGUGGAUUCUAGUACACUCACUAAAACUGCUAAUGCCAUGCUAUGCUUAAAGGGCAUUUCUCAUAAUCAAACUGGAAUACCUGAGAGGGAAAGGUCACUUGACAAACACCUUCCAGCCUUUCAGUUACGUCCUAGCCGAAGUGGAUGGGGACUUGGUCAGGAUCCUGAAAACAGCACCAAAAAUUCAUCCUUGAAAGGUAUCACUGGGAAUAAGCAUACCAUAACUUUGUCAGAUGAAGCUUAUACAGAGAAUACCCUUAACCAACAGCUGCACCCAAGUGGGGAAGGAAGUUGUCACUCUCAGGCUCAUGGGCCGACAGCUAAGAGACCCUUUCAUACGGGCAUGCUGGAAAAUCAGCCUCUCACACCACAAAAUGGUGGCUGUAAUAGAAACAUUACCAAUACACUACAGCUGCAUAUUAAAGACGGAGGUGGUGGGCACUGCCAGUCUGCAGGAUCCACCCCUAAGAGGCCAUGCUUUAGGACAAUUUCAGAAAAUCACCCUUGUACUCCUGUGAAAGAAGGACAGCAUAUUCCAUAUUCCUCAACAGUGCCAGGGGGACUCAGUAUAGCACACAAUGGGACUAGAGGAAACUUGGCACAGUCUGAUAACAGUAGGACUUGGCAACAUAGUAGCCCACAAAUCAACAAUCUAAAGGGGUGCCAGUCUUCACCACACUCUUCCACACCAAGUGCUUUACAGACACCAGUAGUGACCAAUCAUCUAGUACAGUUAGUAACCGCAGCCAAGCAAACGCCACGGAUGUUGUCGUGGGAAACACCACCCCCCAAAGAGAGGAAGUUCCCUGGGCCUGCUGGCCUGCUACCACAUCAGGGGAAUAGCAAAGGGCUUGAAGAGAUCCUGGUGUCUACUCCCUCCACACCUACACAUGGAGCAUGUGCCAGGCUCUCCACUAAGGAGGGCAUAUCCAACCAGCAGUCAGUGGAUGAGUACAUCAGAGGACCUUGGGCUAAGCUAAAAGCUGAUUUUGGUGUGGAUGAGAGAGACCCAGCCUGCUUUCUUUGCUCAUACAGUGUGGUCAUGGUGCUACGGAAGGCUGCUCUAAAGCAACUUCCAAAGAACAAGGUCCCUCAAAUGGCUGUUGCUCUCAAAUCUUUGACUCGAGCAAAUGGGGAUGCAAGUGCAGUAUUUAGAGAUCCAACGGGAGAUAUUCAGGGCACAGUCCACCACCUGUUACUUGAAGAACGAGAGAGCGAUCUGAAAAUAGGCAGCCUCCUGCUGUUAAAGCAGGUUGGUGUUUUCUCCCCCUCUCAUCGAAACCACUAUCUAAAUGUGACCCCCAGCAAUCUGGUAAAAAUUUACCAUCCUGAGGACGCAGAGGAAACCGAUGAAAAUGUGGUACCGGUACCACAGACACCAGGUCAAAAUAGUCACCAGGCCAUAUCAACGCAGAACAGAGGUGAUACAGGGAACCCCAAACAAACAGAGGCAGAAGACUGGGACAUGGAUGAACUUGACUCGUUAUUUGUUGACCUGCCUGAGGACCCUGGUGACUGACAUCCUUCCUCAUUCAUAACAUAAUUGCACUUAAAUGUAAACAAUGGUGCUGAUUGUAAUCUUCACUUCCUGAUCUACAAAUUAAGAUAAACAUCUAUUCAGCUUAAAACAUGAAAAGUGCUGAGUUAUCCUGUAUGCAGUAUGCUGGAUUUCUGUUAAAACGGUAACAUUUGCCUUCAGAAACCUCAAAGGGCUUAAUUUAUCAAAGGCUUCGCUCAUCUACGACUGCAGUUUCUCCCAAGAGAACCUGCAGUCCGUAUUUAUAAAGCAGCGGUCAUCAGACUGCUGCUUCCUAUCUUCUUCUUUACGUCUUAGGUGGAGAAUUUUAAUCUCCCCGGUCUCGUCUGGGGAGAUUGACAGCUCCUGCCCGCGCAUGAUUGGCUGUGGGCGGCAUUGCACCCGAGUGCAAAAUAGAGCUCGCGUGCAAUGUUAAAUUCCGCCAGUGGAAUUCUGUCUGCCAGAGGCGAGCUGCGGCGGACAGGGGCGCAGAUGUACGCCCCUGUCCACCGUAGCUUGAUAAAUCAAGCCCAAAGUGUGGAAAAACACAGAAAUUCUUUAAUCUUUGUUUGGAAAAUGGUAUUUGAAUCAGUACAAUACAAAGAGUAUAAACACUUUGUGAAUACAAGGACCUAUAUUGUAAUGUAUAUUUUCAAUAGUUUUGUGCCUUGAGAAAUAAACUCAGUCUUUGUAAAUGAGGUUAACAAAAUAUAGAAGAUUUCAAGUGUAUCAAAUAUUGUGCCUGUUCUACUGUAAAUAAAAUACACCUGGAUUAAUA
Messenger RNA from Bombina bombina (fire-bellied toad), 2737 nucleotides. RefSeq names its product homologous recombination factor with OB-fold (gene HROB). The transcript has 10 exons. Lineage: Eukaryota; Metazoa; Chordata; Amphibia; Anura; Bombinatoridae. Gene Ontology annotation, biological process: recombinational repair. Bases 91 to 1962 code for a protein of 623 amino acids. The record is from RefSeq and is a predicted model, not a curated record.